Moesziomyces antarcticus is the source of this 696-nucleotide messenger RNA. RefSeq names its product protein-l-isoaspartate o-methyltransferase. The record is from RefSeq and is a predicted model, not a curated record. Gene Ontology annotation, biological process: protein modification process. Gene Ontology annotation, cellular component: cytoplasm. The transcript has a single exon. NCBI's taxonomy places the organism in Eukaryota, Fungi, Basidiomycota, Ustilaginomycetes, Ustilaginales, Ustilaginaceae. Gene Ontology annotation, molecular function: protein-L-isoaspartate (D-aspartate) O-methyltransferase activity. Bases 1 to 696 code for a protein of 231 amino acids.
AUGGCUUGGCGUUGCUCGGGCGCAUCGAAUGCCGAGCUGAUCACAAAAAUGCGCAAUGCAUCGCUGAUCAGCUCGCCACGGAUUGCAGAUGCCAUGGCGAAGGUGGAUCGCGCCAACUAUGUGCCCUCUCGUCGACAGGCGUAUCAAGACUCGCCUCAGACGAUCGGGUAUGGCGCGACCAUCUCGGCACCACACAUGCAUGCGCACGCUGCCGAGAAUCUGCUGCCCUUCCUCCAUUCUGCUGCCAAGGUGCUCGACGUCGGCUCGGGCUCGGGCUACACUCUGGCGAUCUUCCACCACCUUACCGCAGGAGGUACCGCCAAGGUCAUCGGCAUUGACCACAUUCAAUCGCUCGUUGAUCAGGCCAACUCGAAUCUCAGGGCAGACAGACUCGAGGCGCAGCUCAACGACGGAUCGAUCGUCAACAUUUGUGGCGACGGUCGCAAGGGGCUUCCGGAGGAAGCGCCAUUUGAUGCGAUCCAUGUGGGUGCUGCAGCCCCCGGUGUGCCCCAACCACUGUUGGACCAACUCAAGGCGCCGGGCAGGGUGUUUAUCCCCGUCGAGGAGCAGAAUGGCUCGGGGGAGCAGAACAUCUACCAGAUCGACAAGGCACACGACGGAACCAUCACGAGCCAAAAGGUCUGCGGCGUCUUGUACGUGCCUCUCACGGAUGCCGACAAGCAGUGGGAAGCGUAG